CAAUCUGCGCCCCCCUCCAUCUUCCAUCCUUGCUAUUCGCACGAGAUCACAGGGACACCAUGAGCCGGAUCCUGCCCGUUCUGCUAGUUGCCUGCGGGCUCUUCUCCUGCGUGCGGACCGAAACCCUCCCCGUCUGCAUUGUGGGCGCUGGACCGGCUGGACUGAGCGCGGCGGCGGAGUUGGAGAGCCAGGGCUAUCGCACGCUGACCCUGGAAAAGCAGAACGCCGUCGGAGGUAAAUGUCAGGCCGUCUACCAAAACGGAUCGUUCAGCCCUCUGGGUGCCUUGAUCUUCACGCCCCCGACCUAUCGAGAGUCUAUCCGGCUGAUGCUGGACACCGGCAUGAGUUCGGUUCCCUUUAUCUCGGGGGAGAAGUGGCAGUAUAACGUCAGCAGCGGACUGGUCUGGGCCAAACCGGCGCCGCCUCCCCAGCUCUCGCAGCUUCUGAUGACCGAGGUUUCUCGCUACAUCGACUGGUGGAACAAGAACUUCCUGCUGUACAACGUGGCGUCGGGCUAUCGGCAUGGCAUCCCUGCCGAACUGACCAUCACGGCGGCCGAGUGGCUGGCCCAGCAUGGCUAUCAGACCCUCCAGGCGGUCUUUGUUCAAUCGAUGGUUGCCUAUGGCUAUGGAGACUAUCGUCAAGUCCCCAUCCUCUACGUGCUUCAGUAUCUCACCCCCGACAUACUCUUGACACUCCUCAAGGUACAACAAGGUGUAAAGAUCGACAUUGCAGAUUUUCACCAGGUCCUGGAGAAAUUCGCCGCCAAACGCAUAUCGGGACCCAUCCAUCUCAACACAAGGAUCUUGAAGAUUGAUCGAACCGGAGAAUAUCCCGUCCUUACCUACCGGUCCAACGGUCAGGAAAGCCGCACGCAGACCUGCGCCGCCGUCAUCCUUGCCUUCCCUCCCACCCUGAGCGCACUACAAGCGGCCAAUUUGGAUAUCUCCGAGGAUGAGCGCGAAGUGUUCGACCCCGUGGGGAUCAGUAGCUUCUACUCGGGCGCCGUCAGAAUGUCGACGCCGCAUGCCAUGACGUUCGGCGCGGCCAGCGCUCAUCCGGGACUUCCCCCGGAUGCCACAGGAGACCCCGUCGUCUGCACGAAGCUGCACGGGGAUCUCGAGAUUGCCAUCACCUCGUCAUGGGGCCCCUAUCGUGGCAGCCUCACCAAAGACGAGGCGUAUGCGCGCCUGAAGACGACGCUCUCCCAAUUCAACAGAGACCCCCGAGAUCCUUCGUCCGCGGCCGUGCCGAUCACGGAUGUAGACGUGCUGGCCUUCCAGGAGAACGAGUACUUCCCUCACUACGACCCCAAGCAGCUGCGAGAGGGAUACUACGGGCUCUUCGAAAGACUGCAGGGACAGCGCAAGACGUACUACGCGUCGGGAUUCAAUACAUUUGAGCUGGUGGAGUAUGCGAUUCGCGCGGGACAGGAUAUCGCCCGGACCUAUUUCUGAUGGUAGAAAUCGAUUAAAUUAGAACUGGAAUU
Messenger RNA from Aspergillus steynii IBT 23096, 1489 nucleotides. RefSeq names its product FAD/NAD(P)-binding domain-containing protein. Gene Ontology annotation, molecular function: oxidoreductase activity. The transcript is spliced from 6 exons. NCBI's taxonomy places the organism in Eukaryota, Fungi, Ascomycota, Eurotiomycetes, Eurotiales, Aspergillaceae. The coding region runs from base 60 to 1457 and encodes 465 amino acids. The record is from RefSeq and is a predicted model, not a curated record.